Molecule: messenger RNA, 1006 nt
Organism: Glycine soja
Lineage: Eukaryota; Viridiplantae; Streptophyta; Magnoliopsida; Fabales; Fabaceae
Product: serine/threonine-protein kinase BLUS1-like
Exons: 2
Coding region: 43-726 (227 amino acids)
Biological process (GO): protein phosphorylation
Molecular function (GO): ATP binding; protein serine/threonine kinase activator activity; protein kinase activity
Source: RefSeq, a predicted model, not a curated record
CUGUAUCGUCGCAAACCCUAGAAUCCAAGAUUCGAGCUUCCCAUGAACUCUGCCGCCGUCGCAAUCAAAUCCAUCAAACUCGACCGCUCCCGGCCUAACUUAGACGAUGCCCGUUGCGAGGCCAAAACCCCAUCCCUCCUUUCCUACCCCAACAUCCUCAAAGCACAUUGUUCCUUCACAGUGGAUCGCUGCCUCUGGGUGGUGAUGUCGUUCAUGGCCGCAGGAUCACUUCAAUCCAUCAUUUCUCAUUCCCACCCCAACGGCUUAAUGGAGCCCUACAUCACCGUGGUUCUCAGAGACACGCUCAACGCGCUCUCCUACCUCCACUGCCAGCAUCUCCAUAGAGACAUUAAAGCCGGUAACAUCCUCAUUUACACCAAUGGGCAAGUGAAGCUUGCUGAUUUCGGUGUCUCCGCUUCCAUAUACGAGUCCACCACCACCACCACCACGUCUUCUUCUUCGUCUCUGAAGUUCACUAAUGUUGUCGGCACGCCCUAUUGGAUGGCUCCUGAGGUGAUUCACUCACACACAGGUUACAGUUUCGAGGCUGAUAUAUGGUCUUUUGGGAUAACCGCGUUGGAGCUUGCGCAUGGAAGGCCUCCUCUCUCGCACCUUCCACCUUCCAAGUUCAUGAUGCUCAAGAUCACCAAGAGGUUUCCUUUCUCCGAUGAUUUCGAUGACAAGGAAAAUAUGAUAACACAAUUAAAGAAUGCACAGAGGCAUUAGAACUGAAUCUUGUGUGCGUUAAAGCUUUGGUAAGAAGAGGAGAAGCUCAUGAAAAGCUUGAGCAUUUUGAAGAGGCCAUUGCUGGUGAGUUCAAAUUUUAUAAUAGAGUGGAGGGUAAUUAUACAAAGUAAGGGAGGUGUAAUUUCUCAAAUAAGAAAUGUGUCAAGUGCAAUGAGUACUCACCUAAGGGAGCUUCUUGUAAUUAUCCCUUUAUUUUGGUCUUAAUGUACAAUUGGACGACUGUGUAUUUACCACACUAAUAGCUUUCUGAUUCUUAUAG